Molecule: messenger RNA, 804 nt
Organism: Paramecium octaurelia
Lineage: Eukaryota; Ciliophora; Oligohymenophorea; Peniculida; Parameciidae
Source: the annotation of a GenBank genome assembly
AUAAAAUAAGAAGUACAGACAUGGGCAGUUUGUUUGGUAAAGAGGAGAAGCAGAAGAAACAAUAAAAAUAGUAGUAAUCUUCAUACCCAACAAAAUCUUAAUUCCCAUCACAAAAGAAGGAAUUAAGUGAGGGAGAAAAGAUGAGAAUGAAAUUGCAACACAAUAGAGAUGAAUUGAGAAACAAGAGAAAGUAAAUUGACCUAUAAAUCGAGACCUACGAAAAGGAAAUAAGGGUAUACUCAAUCUGAUAAUCAUAGACAUUAAUUUAAAGUAACAAAAGAGAUUAGGCUAAGUUUGUGUUAUAAAGAAAAUUGUUGUAUGAUAAGUUCCUUGAUAAUAUAAUGGAGAAAGAAUAGAUUAUAGAAAAAUCUAUCAUCUCUGUGGACUAAAUGCAGUCUGUAAAAUCAUAUAAUUAUAAAACAAUAGGAUAAAGAAAUGGCAGAUAUUAUCAAUUAGACCAACCAAGUUAUGAAAGAUAUCUAAUCAUCCAUUGAUUAAGACAAGUUAAGAGAUGCUUUUGCAGAUAUGUAGGAAUAGAAAUAGAAAAAUGAUGAAAUGAAUUAAAUGUAUUAGUAAUAUAAAGUUGGUGAUGAAGAUGAGAUUAAUGAAUUAUAUGGAAAAUACGAAUAAUAGGUAUGCAAAAAUACUUAACCAAAAUAAUAAUAAUAAUAAUUUGUUCCAUUACCUUAAUAAUAAUAAUAAUAAUAAUAAUAAUAAUAAUAAUAAUAAUAAUAAUAAUAAUAAUAAUAUUAGUAACAAUAAGAAUAAAACGAAUAUACAGAUAAAUUAGCUAUGCUAGAAUGA